AUGUCANAACAUUUUCCGACCAUCACUGAGUUCAAGCACCCCGACGACGUGCUGGAACAAUACAACCUCACGAAAAACACUCUUGCAAGUCUAUGUCUUGUAUCCAAAGCAUGGCGCGAGAUAGCUCAACCUUUGCUGUAUCGGACAUAUAUCAAGACCGAGAAGACCGACCCUGGUAUCGAUCACGAUGAGUACAACGAAGCAAAAAUAGAGGCCAUGGAGGCAAGAGGGGUGGACAUCUCGACCAUACCCGAAGAAGAAUUCGAGUACACGGAUUAUCGAAAACCAAUUCCGAUUGAGAUGUUCAUUCGAACAAUGAUUGAACGCCCAGAUUUGGCCGAGCAAGUCGAGUGUCUGUCGAUUAGCAACUACUGGGAUGAAAACGCAGAGCGAAAAUGGGGUCGCACCGACGUCAACAAGGCUUUGGGUGAGGCGAUGUAUAAUGCCAGUCUCAGAGUUCCGCCGCAAAAGACCAAACCGACUUCGAGAUAUGACGAUUGGCGAGAAGACUGGCGCAGUGAGCUUCGCGAAGGCGAUGAACUUGCGGAAGUGGCUCUGCUAAUGGUUUUACUUCCCAAUAUCCGAUGCUUGGACCUUGGAACAUCUUCCCAGGAUUAUGGCACCUAUGUCCAUAGUCUCUGGCGACAACUACUCGGAUCACAAUCGACGAAGAAAGUCGAGCAUCACGGACAGGACGUGGAAAUUGACGUGAAUUUUUUAUCACAAUCCCAGAAACCGCCUUUGAUCCUGUCACGCCUCGUACACUCCAAUGCGAGAGUUGAUAGCUUUCUCUACAAGAGCGCAUCAAAGAUCCACAUCGUCAGCCCAGUUCUGACGAUUCCAUCCCUGGAGAGUUUCUACGGCUGGGGUCUUCAAGAAGAGUACUCGAGCAAGAACGUUCGUCUACCGCUAGCUCACCUCAAAGAAGUGUUCCUCAACGAUUGUAGACUCUCGGCAGACGUCCUGAAUGUCAUAAUUGGCUGCUGCAAACGACUAGAGUCUCUGGAUGUGGUAUAUUCGCGCUGGACUGAUAAAGUCACUCUCAGCGUAAGGUUUUUAAUGGCUCUAGCUCAGCGCAAAGAGACCUUGAAAAGACUGACGCUACUCCUGCCUGAGUUUCACCAGCAUCGCGACGAUCAUGAGUUGUUCAUCGACGCACCGUGGGAUUUGCGCCAACUCACCAACCUCGAGACACUUUCUCUGGAUUACGAAAUCAUAUUCUCAGAGGAUGCGGAAGCGGAUCCGAAUGACCCAGACAACGUCAAGUUUCCUUACAAUUUGCCUGAGUCCAUCGAGCAGUUGAACAUCGAAGGCUGCAAGCUUGAAGAAGACAUGGCUGAAUGUGCUUGUUAUCUAUUAGAGGCAAGGAAAAAGUUCAGCAAGCUCAAGUUCUUUGAGGUCAGCUACACCACCCUAGAGCCAGCUAACGAUGCGCAAAAGAAUCAAAUCGUUUCCUUAGGCAUGGUGGCUGGAAUAUUCGAAGCUUCAGGGGUGAGGAUGAGUAUCGUUGAUGAUGAGGACAAAAUCGUAAUACCGCACUCAUUGGUCAAGGUUGAAGACGGAGAGGAUGAUUGGUCUGAUAUGUCAAAUUCUGAACUUGGUGAUCCGAGAGACGCGAGUGAUGAGGAUGGCGAAUAUGAUAAUGAUGAUGAGAUGAACGAAAACACGAACGCAGAGGCGCAAGGCCGAUAUAAUUUGAGACCAAGAUGA
Messenger RNA from Aureobasidium musti, 1710 nucleotides. NCBI's taxonomy places the organism in Eukaryota, Fungi, Ascomycota, Dothideomycetes, Dothideales, Saccotheciaceae. The record is from the annotation of a GenBank genome assembly.